AUGGUCUCCUCCUACCAUAUGGGCCAGGACAUUUUCCUGCCAGUGCUCUGUCCCAAACCCCACGUGUCCAGUGAGGAGCACCGCCUCCACAUGCUGGAUGUGAGACAGGCUCUGGCUUUUUACCUGGAAUGUACAAAACCAUUCAGGAAGUCUUCACAACUGUUCAUUGCCUCGGCUGAACGCAUGAGAGGUCGGCUGAUCUCCACUCAGCGGCUCUCCAACUGGAUCACCUUGUGUAUCCGACUUCUGCUCCCCAUGGUGCAGCCUGUCUGCAGCAUGUCAUCCCCGGUUCCAGGCAGCCCACUGUCUGACAGCGAGUACCAGGUCUUCUUUUCUGCUCUGAUGCCCUCCUGGAAGGCAGGUGUAGCCUGCCAGAUCCGACGUACUCAAGGGUGCCACGACCCUAAAGUCAUCCGGCUGGACCAGUUUGAGAACCACGGCUGGAUCCCAGAGGGCCCCGUCUGUUCUGACCUCCCAGAUGCCUUGUGGUUUCAAACCUUUUGCCAGUUUGCACAGUAUCGCUGCUCCAACCGCAAGUACUACACCAAGCGGAUCCUGUGUCCUGAAAUGGCUCCCCACAAAGAACCUCGUGCCCAAGGAGAGGUGUUUGAUACCAUGGGCUCUUGGGCAAAAAGCAACUGGUCUUCCCGUGCUGGGUCCACUAGCGAAACAGCACAGGGUCAGGCAGACCCCAGACCCAUGAGUCAGGCUACCCGGCUGCAUCCGGACAUCCGUCUCCACUCCAAUGUGAACACCAUUCUGAAAUAUGCCUAUGCUGUCUCAGGCCAGGAACCAGUGAUCAGGAGGCACAUCCCAAGCGUGCCAGCCCAGAGAAGUCUCGAGCCUGGAGUGGGCCCGGAGCUGGCAGGCCCCCUACAAGUCCAGCCAGUCACAGCCACCCCUGAAACUUCCCCGUCCGUCAUAAGACCCAGUAACAAGACUGGAAGGGCCGCAGAGCAGCACAUGCAGAAGAGCAUCCAGCAGCUGAUCAACUCAGCUCUCUCCUUGGAGGGUUCUCCGGAGAUGGAGACCACUCAGGUGCCCCCAGGCACUGCACCAGAUUGGAAGGGCUCAUUCAGCAGUGCCCAGGAAGGGAUCUCAGAUGCAAGCAGCAGUGGCAGCCUCUUAGCUCUGGAAAGGGAUGAGGCUCUGGUGAUUCUCUGCUAUGCAAUGCUGGAGGGCAUCUGCCUAUCAUCAGCCAUUACCCAGGCUUGGAAGCGAAUGGAGGCAAGAACCCUUGGUUUUGGGGAUUCGGUGUGUGAUAGUCUUGGAAGGCACCACAUGGAUCUGUGCCCUGACUGUGCCUUCUGCUCACUGAAGAGGGAGCAGUGCCAUGGGGUGUCAGAUUUGAGACGUGUUCACUGUGAUGCUGGCACCUUCACUACCUACCUCAACCCUGAGAUUUCUGCCCAGUAUCAAGCUGUGGGCAAUAAGGUUGGUUCCCUGGAGGCAAUGGGGUAUUAUGGGAUGGAGGUGUACGGAGGGCUGCGUGCACAUUAUUGGUGUGGCCGCCUGGCCACACAUGGCUGUGAUGACCCCCGUGUGAUCCUUUGGCUGCAAGUGGAAUAUGCUUUCUUCCAAGGAGGAGACUUCCCAAACAAAAUCUGUGACUCAGACAGAGUUCAGCACCCUAAUUACUGUGCAUUCAAGAGCCACCAAUGCCUACAGCGCAGCCUCAGCAGCCAGAAGGUGCUUCGUCACGGUUGCCGCAGGAAUGAGACAUAUCAAGUGCUGAGUGAAGAGAAAGGCGAGGAGGAGGUGCUGCUCUGGAGCCAGAAAUUCUUCCGCUUGACUGAGGGAUGAGUGGAGGAGAGAGGACAGAGAGAGACCCCAGGGAGGAAGGAAAAAGGGGGCAUAGGGCACUGAAUGGACCCUGUGGAGGCAGAGAGAUGAGGAGAAACUUGAUAGGACCUGAAGCAACUUUUCUCAACCUCUGUCUGUCUCUCUGGUGCCCACCCCUGCUUUCAUCCAAGAGCCACAGUCUCCUCUCUGCUCCAUAUGGCAUUGUGAAUGACAGCACCCCAGAAUUCACUGGGGAAUCCCUGGCUUUGGCGUUUCAUUUGACACCAACCCAGGCACUGUACAGUUUCACCUGUCCCCCAGGUGCCUCCAAGGCUCAGCAGCUGGGAAAAGAGACUCCAGCAACAGAAGCAGCAUCAGCCCUGGGGUGAUCCACUUGGAGUUUCUGCCAGUUUCCAGGUUCCUGCCUGAUGGCCCUUGCCCAAAGCCCACAAUGUCUUUUACCCUCAGGCCUCCUGCCAAGGGCACCACCAGCGGGUUGUUUCCUAUAUUUUAUGUUUUGUUUUAUAAAGAGCCUGUUCAGCCCACACACUUCACUUUCUCUGUUCUUUUAGCUGCUGUUCUUUUUUGAACCACAUGGAUCCUUUCCCUAGAACUCCUUCCUCCACACUAGCUGUGUCAGCAGUGUCUCUUGCACUCUCACUGGUUCCCCUUGCGCAUUCACACAUUCACCAAUGACCCUCAUUUAACUGCAUACAAAGGGCACUGGAGCCUGGAGCCUUCAGAAUGGACUCUGAGCGCAGUCUCCCCCACCCCAGUGCACAGAAGUUCCCACCUGAAGGGCCGGUGGGUGCAGCACCCAGGGUUUCACACAUACAGUAGCUAACACUCACAUCUUUUGCUAAUACAAUAAUUUUAUUCCUAAUAUUUUAAGGGUUUAUUUGACUCUGUGUUCAACCCCAUGUCCCCCCCCCCCACACACACACACAACAA
Chelonia mydas (Green sea turtle) is the source of this 2733-nucleotide messenger RNA. RefSeq names its product acrosin binding protein (gene ACRBP). Bases 1 to 1803 code for a protein of 600 amino acids. Gene Ontology annotation, cellular component: acrosomal vesicle; nucleus. The transcript has 10 exons. The record is from RefSeq and is a predicted model, not a curated record. Lineage: Eukaryota; Metazoa; Chordata; Testudines; Cheloniidae.